CUGAGAUUGUAAAAAAUCUCAGCUAAAAACAAGUUGGGAAUCGUGCAGUGUUUUGAUUUUUGGUUUGUAAUAAAUCCACAAAAACUGCCUCAAAAUGAUGAAAUACGAGGCUGAGGAGGAAUUAGCAGAUAAAACACCAUGUGCUGGUGUCCGGGCAGACCUUAAAAUGUGUCUACUUGAGAGUGAUUGCUGCAAAAAGGAACGCAAAACACCAAGAGAAUGCAUCAACAGGACAGACGGAAGUGUUCCAAUUGAAUGUCAAGCUCUAAGGAACACAUUCUUUGAAUGUAAACGCUCCAUCCUGGACAACAGGCAGAGAUUCCGCGGGCGAAAAGGCUACUAAGGACCAGUUGAAUAUUUUGUCUAAGUAGAUUAGGUGGUCAUUAUACAAAAAUUCGAGGUAUUCAUUAAUAAAUUUUAAAAACAGAAUACAAAAAAAAA
This is a messenger RNA of Phlebotomus papatasi, 441 nucleotides long. RefSeq names its product cytochrome c oxidase assembly factor 5. NCBI's taxonomy places the organism in Eukaryota, Metazoa, Arthropoda, Insecta, Diptera, Psychodidae. The transcript has 2 exons. Bases 95 to 343 code for a protein of 82 amino acids. The record is from RefSeq and is a predicted model, not a curated record. Gene Ontology annotation, biological process: mitochondrial respiratory chain complex IV assembly. Gene Ontology annotation, cellular component: mitochondrion.